AUGUCUUUGUAUGAUAUUUUCGGCGAGGAUCCGGUGCAGGAAAGCUCGAAAAAAGGUGGCGAUUCGAGGAGCGCUGGCAAGCGUCUUCCAUCAGGACUGCGUUUUUUGCAGUCGCAGAUUCAAGUGAAAAAAUUCCAGCUCAACCAAGCACAGCGUACUGUGGUUGCACCAGUGGUCGAUCUGUCAGCGCGCAAUAAAUCGUCAACUACAUCAACGGCACAGCCAAUAAUAGCGGCUCUUCGACCGCACAAGGCCAUACCUCUUGGUGAAGGUCCACCGCUUUCAUUCAUUCCAAAAGCGCUCAAAGAAGAUAAGCAUAAAAGCAUUCCUUGGAUGGAGAGAAUAUUCUCCAUGAUUUUGGUGGAAGCUUUUUUAGUGACCAGUCCGAUUGGUUUGUUUCAUUUUCCGUGGUGGCUUCUGUUUAUUUGGAAUGAUCAAAUUUUCAGGGAACAUCAAGAAGAACUGUCGAAACGUAGUAGUGGUGCUGCUAUAGCGCCACCUCAGGCCCUUAUGGAAUCCGACAAUCGACUCGAACCUGAGGUGUCUAUGAGUUCCACAUCAGGAGAAAGUGGCGACAUGCAUCCACCCGUAUUUAUGCCACCAUUCGGGGUCGGCAAAGGAAUGGGAGUUGCGGCUAAUAUCAUGACAAAAUUUGGAUACAAGGAAGGAGCAGGCUUGGGACGUACUGGUCAAGGAAUGAGUACAGCGCUGAAAGUAGAACGACUGGGCAAAAAUGCUGGUGUUAUCGUCAAUGAGCAUGAACAAAAUCUACGAGCUGCUGCUGCUGCCGCAACUAUAUCAGGUGUUCCAUCACCACCCGAAUUUGUUGCACCCGAGUUACCGCCACCGGUUGGAGUCCCGCAUCCUGUCAACGCUCCGCCAGUAACUCAUCAACCCGCUGCGAAUAUGACCGAAGCACUCAAGAAUGCUACUCGAAUACUCAUGCUCCAGAACAUGGUUGGUGCAGACGAAAUCGAUGAUCGAUUGGAACCGGAAGUGAAGGAUGAAAUGAAGAAAUAUGGCCAAGUUACGAAACUGUUGAAUGUGAGUGAUGAAGAGGCCGUAAGAAUAUUCAUUGAAUUCACAAAUGUCGCCCAGGCAAUUAAAGCGUUUGUGGAUUUGAACGGUCGCUACUUU
Molecule: messenger RNA, 1137 nt
Organism: Anisakis simplex (herring worm)
Lineage: Eukaryota; Metazoa; Nematoda; Chromadorea; Rhabditida; Anisakidae
Source: the annotation of a GenBank genome assembly